UGUCUAGACCUCUCCUUUCCUUCCACCAAUCACCUGCUAAUCCCAGAACCCAUCCCUAAACCUUUUCCAAUGCGAUUCCUGCCUUCAGUCCAGCACAGGGAGAGAGACAGAUUUGAACUGGACUCCUGUGUCCUAGGGAGCUGAGAUAGUAUCUCACUCUGUAGCCCAAGCUGGAGUGUAGUGGCACAAACACAGCUCACUGCAGCCUCAACCUCCCCAGGCUCAGGUGAUCUUCUCACCUCAACCUCCUGAGGAGCUCGGACUACAGGUGCACGCUCCUCAGGAGGUUAAUACCUGGCUAUUGAAAUUUUUUUUGUAGAGGUAGGAUCUCGCUGCAGUGCCCAGGCUGGUCUCGAACUCCUGGGCUCAAGCAAUCCUCCCAACUGGGCCUCCCAAAGUGCUGGGAUUACAGAUGUGAGCCACCGCGCCCAGCCUGGAAGUUGACUUUCCAUGACAAGCUUUUCUUUUCUUAAAAACCCAGCGUCAUAGCAUCAGCUUCCAGCACAUGGCUACAGGCCCCUUUUGCUUGAUAACGGUUUCUAUGGAGACGUCUGUGAUGCCACCACUGCUCCCAGGGGCCCACAGGACCUGGAGCUCUGGAAGCUGAUCCUCCCACUGACCAACCAGCAGGUCUAUGCUCAAGGCUGUCUUUCCCUCGACUCCAGCCAGGCUGAAGAGAGGUCCACGGGAACAACCAGGGCUGCCCUCAUUUAGGUCCUCAUUCAGGCAGCAAAGCUCACUCCGUCUGUGUGUCCCACACCUCAUGUUACCUAGGGAUGCCAGCGUGUCUGAGAGGCACAGUUCAAUGUCCAGCUCGAUAGCCAGGGGCCUGGCACUCCUCCAGAGUGUGGUGGCCAGCCAGGAUGCCCAGUGCCCAGAAUGGAAACCGCACCAAGAGCCACCCGUGCUCAGCAAGUCGGCCCAGACCAUCAACCACUACUACGGGAAGAUGAGUGAGCCCAAUGACGCCGCCAGCCUCACAGGCUUCAUGUCCGAAAUGGAGGAACUGCGAAGGCUGUUCCUCAAGCGCCCUGACUGCCCCCAGUUCAGCACCAGGGCCACGUCCAUUUCCCAUUGUGGUUCACCCACCGAGGCUGGUUUGUCCGGGGAGCUAUACCGCAGCUCGGAGACCUGGAGGGGUGCCCAGGACCUGCUCUUGGCCAGGCGGAGCUCAGACACGAACGUGGACGGGCGCCUCCUCCCACACAGUAAGAGUGCCUGUGAGCUCAACUACUUUCGGAAAAGGAGCGAAUCCCAGACUCUGAGUCCGGUCACCAGCAGCUCAGUCGCAUCCCAGAGCUGCCUGAGAAAGAGGACGCCCUGGUACCUCUUAGCCAUCCACGAGAAGGAUCACUGCCUGUCCAAGCUGGAGAUACAAGUUCAGAAGAAAGAUGAGGAGAUCCUGGUGCUCCAGGAGGAGCUGGAGGCCCUGAGAAAGCAGCUGAAAUGCCCCCUCAAAGGCAAAGGCCAAGAGACAUCCAUGUCCUCAGGCCAGAAGGAGCGGUCCUCAGACGCUUCGCUGAAGCUGGGCAAGCUGAGCCUCCUGAAGGCCUUCUCCAGAGAUGAGGAGGAGCUGCAGCGAUGGUGGCAGAUGCAGGAGGAGUCUGCGGUGCCGCCAGAGAGGGGCAAGGAGCCGGACUUGGGAGGCAGCGAGGAUGAGGGCCUGGAAGGGGAGCGCAAGGGGGCGGAGGAUGUGGGCGCCGGAGGAGGUAUGGGCCGGAUGGGGACUGUGCAGGAGGAAGAAAUAGAGGAGGAAAAGGAGGAAGGGGAUGGGGAGGAGGACUCAGAGGAAAGGGAGCUGCCGGAGGACGACGAGUUCCCCAGGAGAAGGGCCUCCUCCCUGGCCAAGUCGUUUGAGGAGGAGCUACUGGCCCAGCUGGAGGAGUAUGAGCAGAUCAUCCUGGACUGCCAGUUCAAGCUGGAAACCACCGGAACCAGAUAUUGCCUUGCAACAGGAGUGAUCGCAUCUUUACAACAACAAUUGGAUUUCCAAGAAUCACAACUGCGAAAAGUCAAUUCGGAAAAUGAGACGCUGCAGAAGGAGCUUCGAGAGCGGAGGCAGCAGCUACAAGCUAUGACCGACAAGUUCUCCAACCUCCGAGAAGAUAAGAAACACCAAGAGGUGAUGGGGCUCAUUGAGAAGGACAACCAGCUCCUCCGACAGCAAGUGUCAAAACUGGAGAGAAAGCUCACCAAGCAGGACCACGUCAUCUCAGAGUUGGACUCCAAGGUCAGCCAGCUGCAGGAGCAGGUGGAACUGGACCAGAACCACCUACAGAGGUGGAAGCAGUUGCAGGAGGAUCUGCAGAGCAAGAAGGAGGUGAUUCAGCAGGCGGAGCAGCAGGCCCACGUGGCCCUGGAGAGCGCCCAGUCCAGGCUUGAGAGGCUACGGAAUAAGAUCAUCCAGGCCACCUUCAGCAUCUCUGGGACCAAGUCCUUGGCCAACGAGAUCUCUGACGAUGACAUCCUAGAAGCCCUGCAGAGAAUUAUCUCAGAGAGAAGCGACUACUAUAAUCAGCUGAAGCAGAAAGGUGUCAAAGUGCUCCCCCUGCAACAAUCAGAGACCUUCCUGACCAGCAAAUCCAAGAGGAGGCCCUCCAAGUAGCCCCAGCCAGGUGUCCAAAAUGCGGUCAGCUCAGCAGAGGCCAGGGACCAGCUCCAGAACUACCUGCCCCCACCAUGCGUCCUGUUCUCGGACUCAGAAUUAAACCCUGGUGUUGGCACUGUCCCACCUUUUUCUUCUCUGGGAUCCAUGUGGGGUCCUACUCUCCUCUGCGACCUUAGGGUACAACAACGCCCCCAUUCCAAAGCUCACUGACUGGGGAUCAGCACACCAGCCUGUGCCACUAGCUCCUAGCAGGUCCCCUCUAGGCCCCAGGCUGCAGGAGGCCUGGGUCGGGGUGUCCGCGCAGCACUCAGCACAGGCCUAACGCCUACUGACCAGAGGGGGUGUGUGAUCUCCAGCCCUGGGGGCUCUCCUGGCUGGGGCACUCUCUUGCUGGAGGACUCCUCUGAAAGAUGGUGAGUGUCGGGGACUCUGUUCUCAUCCCCCCCACCCCCGCUCCCGGAAGGAAAGCUUUACGGACAGGGACGGUGUCUGUGUUCCCCAACGCUUCCCCGACGCCUCGAAGGCUCUGGGCGCCUGAACUCCUGCGGAAGGAAGGACUCUCCCAUAGCCCUUCUCUGCUCCCCACCCACACCUGCUUCCCUUCCCGCCGCGAACACCAAGCUUGGGCCACGUGCGGGCGCCACACCUCUCAAGCCAUGGAGUAGGACGGUACCCACGGCCGGGUCCUCAGUCCCCAGGACUCAGACCCAGACGCGCCCAGAGCCUCUCAGUCUCCUCCGCGUUGCAGCCGGGUCCCCGCGGGGCUGGGGAGCUCCGGGCGUCGGAGGAGCUGCAGCAGGGGUGAAGGAGGUUGGAGACCCUGGAGGCCCCAAGGCGGGGCGUCUGAG
Molecule: messenger RNA, 3456 nt
Organism: Callithrix jacchus (white-tufted-ear marmoset)
Lineage: Eukaryota; Metazoa; Chordata; Mammalia; Primates; Cebidae
Gene: CCDC27
Product: coiled-coil domain containing 27
Source: RefSeq, a predicted model, not a curated record